Caenorhabditis briggsae is the source of this 960-nucleotide messenger RNA. NCBI's taxonomy places the organism in Eukaryota, Metazoa, Nematoda, Chromadorea, Rhabditida, Rhabditidae. The coding region runs from base 1 to 960 and encodes 319 amino acids. The transcript has 4 exons. The record is from RefSeq and is a predicted model, not a curated record.
AUGAAAUGUGGAUUCUUCGAUGUCUACCUUCAAUUCGACGACUAUCGAAAACAAAAACAUUCUAAAGUCGCCUCUUGGACCGAUGAGGACAUCAAUUUGAUUCGUGAUGCGGCAGAACAAUACUUCCACCGUCUUCAUGAUCUGAAGAGAGGAAACCAAGAAUUCGAUUUUAUUUGCAACUUCGAAGACAAAGAUCUCGAAUUAGGAGGCAUAUCUAAUAGUACACUGGCAUUUGUUCGGAUCCAUGGUGAAGACUUCGUUUCGAAGUUCUACAUCAAAUGUCACCAUUUUGGACCAAAAGGCACAAGCUCGGGCCAGCCUCCGGACAUCAACGAACUAUAUUGCUACAAGCUGUUGGAGCUGAUCGCCGUCGGACCAACGUGCCACAUUGUUCCACCCAUCAUCACUACUGGAACAAAAACAAGCGUGUACAUUGCUACAAAAUGGGACGACAAUUUUAAACUCAUGGAGCACGUUAUCCAAGAGAAUGGUCUUACCGCUGAUUUAGCCGUGCAGCUGGUUUUGCUGCGGGUGUUAUUAUUUAUUGCUGACCUUCAUCUACAAAACUGCGGGGUCUGGAAAGGGACCAAUAACAUUGCGAUUGUUGACUUCGCACCGGAAAAUGAGAUUACAGUUCAUGAUGACAUCAAAGCCCAACUGUUUACAACUUUUCCACACUCAAGAUGGAAAGAAGAGUUCAAAGCAGUGAAAAAUAAAUUGGACGACAACUCUUGGUUGAAGAUAGCCAAACAGAAUUUGGAUAAGUGGGAUUUGUCUCGUAAGAUCGAACUGGCUCAAGAACAACUCGAUCCCACAAAAGACGUUUUAAAAGGAAUAGAACUUGUCUUUAAGAAGCGGAAAUUAUGCUAUAGUCCCAACCUUCAACUGAAGGAAUACGUCGAUACAUUGAACAAGAAUUUAGAAAAUCUUCAAAUUGUUUUGAAUUCCACUGUUCACUAA